Messenger RNA from Hypomesus transpacificus, 1616 nucleotides. RefSeq names its product wnt 11, family member 2 (gene wnt11f2). Gene Ontology annotation, biological process: cell fate commitment; neuron differentiation; canonical Wnt signaling pathway. Gene Ontology annotation, cellular component: extracellular region. The record is from RefSeq and is a predicted model, not a curated record. The transcript has 5 exons. Gene Ontology annotation, molecular function: frizzled binding; cytokine activity. Lineage: Eukaryota; Metazoa; Chordata; Actinopteri; Osmeriformes; Osmeridae. The coding region runs from base 119 to 1174 and encodes 351 amino acids.
ACAAGGGGCAGUAGGCUACGUGAAUCGGAUUUUACCGUUUGGAGUACCAGAAGAAACUAUUUCAGGCUGGAACUAUAACGACUCUGGAAGAGUUAACGAGAUUUAUUUCAUUUUCAAAAUGAAAUACCACGUGGACUUAUUUCUAUUGACCUUUAUGAUGAACACGCAUUGCUGUGCUGGCAUAAUCUGGCUGGGCCUUACUGUUAAUGGUAGCUCUGUUGGUUGGAAUCAAACUCACCACUGCAAGCUGUUAGACGGACUUGCACCCGAUCAGCUGCAACUAUGCCGGAGGAACCUCGAGCUCAUGCACAGUAUUGUCCACGCAGCGAAGUUGACCAAAACGACCUGUCAGAACACCUUAACUGACAUGCGAUGGAAUUGCUCGUCCAUUGAAAAUGCACCUCGUUUUACGCCAGAUUUAGCUAAAGGUACCAGAGAAUCUGCGUUUGUGUUCUCGCUCGCCGCAGCCGUAGUUAGUCACUCUAUCUCCAGAGCCUGCUCAUCUGGAGAGCUUCCCAGUUGCUCGUGCGCCCCGGCACCUGCGGAACAGGCAGGGCCCGACUUCAGAUGGGGAGGAUGUGGCGAUAAUCUUCGCUACGGUCUUCAAAUGGGUUCCGCUUUCUCGGAUGCACCGAUGAGAAACAGCAGAUCCGGCUCACAGGCGUUCAGGCUGAUGCACUUGCACAACAACGCUGUUGGCAGACAGGCACUGAUUGAAUCCCAGGAUACCAAAUGCAAGUGCCAUGGGGUGUCUGGAUCAUGUUCCGUCAAAACAUGUUGGAAAGGCCUCCGUGAUAUCGGCUACAUCGCCACUGAGCUCAAAUCCAAGUACCUGGCUGCCACUAAAGUGAUGCAUCGCUAUGUGGGGCAGAGGAAACUGCUUGUGCCAAGAGAGCUGGACGUGAGACCAGUGAGAGAGAGCGAGCUGGUCUACCUGAUCAGUUCUCCAGAUUACUGCACACACAACGACAAGCAUGGAUCUCCUGGCACACAGGACAGACAGUGCAACAAGACAUCCAAUGACAGCGGGAGUUGCAAUCUGAUGUGCUGUGGCCGUGGCUACAAUGCCUACUCAGAAAGGAUUGUGGAAAGGUGUCAGUGCAAAUACCACUGGUGCUGCUACGUCACCUGCAAGAAAUGUGAACAUACGGUGGAGAGAUAUGUAUGUAAGUGAACUCUUCAUAGACAUUUGAGCUGCUGACACGAAGCACUAUUUUCAUCACAUCUCGAUAAGUUCGCCAACCCAGAGGACUCCAGACUCCCUCCAGACUCUGGGAAACGAAGUGUCGGAGAACGGCAAGAGACACUGUAAGGACAGUCAUGCUGCUCCAAGGCCCGAGAACAGGAUGUGAGGUCACAGGAAAGACGACUGAUAUCUGAUGAGUAAACGUGAUUGGGAGUAUUAAAUGUUUGAUUAGUGAAGAAUUCCACAGUGGAUAACUGGAGAAGAACAUAAUGGACAAGGCUCAGAGAAAAAAGACUUUUCAAAAGAAAACCUGCCUCGUGUGCUAUUGUACCGAAUUUAAAAAAACGUAAGAAUGUCUCAUUUAACUAUCUAAUUUACCUUAGACAGACAAUGCUUGAUCUGAAUGGAACAUCUCACUUCAUGUAUAUUG